AUGGAGAACUCUAUUGGUGAACAAGUUGUGAAUCCUGCUUCGUCAAUAGAUAGUCUUCCAGAUGAUCUUCUUGUCCAAAUCUUGUCCUUCCUUCCGACAAAACAAGCUGCUUCAACCUCUGCUAUCGCAAAGAGGUGGAGAACUCUUUAUACUCUCGUGCAUAAUCUUCACUUUGACAAUCUUGACUAUUUUUACCCUGAAAAUGAUGAAGAGUACAUGAACAACAUUCAAUAUAGUUUCAAAGAUUUUGUGGAAAAUACAUUGGCUCUGCAAGGAAACAACCAUAUAAAGAAGUUCUCACUAAAGUUAUUUCUAACCUGUGACGUGCAUAUUGUUAACCGCUGGAUAUGUAAUGUCCUCGAACACGGUGUUUCUGAGCUUUAUCUAGAUAUUAAAGCUAUGGGGUGGCAACGUCGUCUCUCAUCCAAAGUCUUUACCAGCACCACACUGGUUAAGCUAUCAUUGGGAAGAGGCAUAUACAUCCCAUGUGUUCCUUCAGAUGCAUGUCUCCCAGCACUAAAGGUGCUCCUUCUUGAUUCAGUCGGUUUUAAGGAAAUAUAUGAUGUGUUACUUCCUGCUUGCCCUGCACUUGAGGACUUUACAAUACAUCAAAAAUAUCGUCAUGAAUGUCAAGACAUCUUAUAUAAAACCAUUCAAACAAUUAAGAAACUCUCUACUACUAACUGUAGUUAUAAUAUUUAUCGUUCUUGCACUAUUUCACAUAACAAACCAGAUGUUGUCGACCACUACUUCUAUGGAGAUGAUCGGCAUAGAUCCCCAAAAAAUAAUUUGAAUUCACUUGCCAAAGCUACAAUGAGCCUUCAUUGCCAUGUCUUGUGGCCAGGUUAUAUAAAUUCAAUUUAUCUCAUUAGUGGGAUACACAACGUCAAGACCCUUCACUUGACUUCUUCUGCUGUUGAGGUGAUUUUGUUAUACUACAAAGAUGAAUUACCGGUGUUUAACAACCUCGUUGAGUUAGCAUUUUCGAGUAAGAAACGAGGUUGGAAAAUGCUUCUGCCACUUCUCCUAGAGCUAUCUCCAAACCUAAAAACUCUGAUUCUCUCGGAUCUAUAUCGUUUUACAUUUGGACGACGACACCGGUUUGUAGGGCUUCACAUUCCUCCAAAUAACCAAAUAAAGAUGUUGCAUAUUAUACAAUAUCAAGGAAGUGAAACCGAGCUGAAACACAUUAGCCAUUUCUUACUGCAUAUGGAGUGUCUUGAAGUUGUGAAAGUUUGCGUUGCAGCUGAAAUUGAUGACCUCAAAAAGAUGCAACUUACAGAAAAUAUGUUGAAGCUUCCAACAGUUUCAUCCAAGCUCAAGAUACAAGUCAUAUGAUCAUCAUCAUCAUAAGUUACUCUAUGUUUUGAAAACUAAAUAAAUUUUAAAAAAACUGAUUUAUGAUUUACCAUGGUGUGAAUUGUUGAAGGUUGAUGAGAGAAGAACACACUAGUGAUUAGGAAAUAUUAUAUUGACUCUCAUAAAGAUUACAAUAAUAGUUACAUAGGUUUAUAUAGGGAG
This is a messenger RNA of Capsella rubella, 1521 nucleotides long. RefSeq names its product putative F-box protein At3g44060. The record is from RefSeq and is a predicted model, not a curated record. The coding region runs from base 1 to 1338 and encodes 445 amino acids. The transcript is spliced from 3 exons. NCBI's taxonomy places the organism in Eukaryota, Viridiplantae, Streptophyta, Magnoliopsida, Brassicales, Brassicaceae. Gene Ontology annotation, molecular function: protein binding.